This is a messenger RNA of Malassezia vespertilionis, 3042 nucleotides long. RefSeq names its product Nitrogen permease regulator 2 (gene NPR2). Gene Ontology annotation, molecular function: GTPase activator activity. Bases 1 to 3042 code for a protein of 1013 amino acids. Gene Ontology annotation, cellular component: vacuolar membrane; GATOR1 complex. The transcript is spliced from 2 exons. The record is from RefSeq and is a predicted model, not a curated record. Lineage: Eukaryota; Fungi; Basidiomycota; Malasseziomycetes; Malasseziales; Malasseziaceae. Gene Ontology annotation, biological process: positive regulation of autophagy; negative regulation of TORC1 signaling.
AUGGACGCCGCGCCACGCGAGCGGAGCUUGCCGCGCCUGGAGGCGACGUUCCUCGCCAUCUUUCACCCGGUCGAUGGCCCGAAAGUGCUAUUUCAGAUGCCGGAGGAUACGUUUUCAGCCUGUUCCACGCCCGACAUGCCUUUCGCCCGGGUCCAGCGUGGCCCGAUGCUUGAUUUUGCGUCGCUCUCCGACUAUGUGAUCCCCAAAGAGCCGCUGUGUGGUCAUAUGAUCACCUGCGAAGUGCGCUCACGUUCCUCCGCACACUCGGGCUGCAGCUACAAAGUGCUUGGGUUUCCAGUGAUGUUGCAGCAAGCAGACAAAUACCAGCGCAACAACUUUAUCUUCAACCUGUGCUUUGUAUUCGAUAGUCGCGCUAUCAUCACGGCGUACGAGCCCAUCGUCCGCAAAUGCGGCCGAGCAUUGCGUGCACUUGAAGAAGAAAGCUCGUUUGUAUCCAAACUAGAAAAUCUGCCGCGACUCUAUGGGAUCGUCGAACAGCUGUACGAGGACCUCAAUGCGUAUUGCGAAACGUUUAUCGCGAUCCCAGAGGAGGCGGAGCCCUUUCACUUAGCCAAACCCGGAACAGUGCAGCCGAAUCUUACCCUUGUCGAUCCAAAGGAGCUCAACGCUUUGCUCGCCCGUGCUUCAGGACCACAUGCACGUGUAACGCAUGCAGAGCUCGGCGAGGCACCCAAUCUCGAGCACAGCGAUGCAAACGUUCACGCACACACCGAAUCGUCGCAGUCACACGCGCCACACGGGCUCGGGCACCCAGUGCGCGACGCAAUCAAUCUCAAACUAUUUCCGUCCUACCCUAACCCUCGCCACGUGAACGAAUGGGACGUGCCUGUUGUCUUGCUCAACAUUCGCAAGCACGCAAGUGGGAAUUGGGAUUUGACGCUUGUCAAGCUGCUGCCUUACAUUGACGGUGUCAAUCAUGUGCAGCGCAUUGCACAGCUUGCCGAUACAGAUCUAGCGCUUGUGAAGCAGUGCAUCGAGCACCUUGUGUACUAUUUUCUCGCGACCCUCAUCGAUAUCUUCCAAUUCUCCAACAUGUACGCCGUGCGCCCGCAAAUUGCGAACUUCAUGGAGGAUGAGCAGAUUGGGCGCGAGUGUGCUAUUUAUGUCACGCUGCCGAAUCAUGAGACACUCCCUGUUGCGAUCGUUUGGCGCCUGUAUGCCGCAUUGCAAAUCGGGCGCACUGUACAAGAGUGGGCAGAAGAGAUGCCCGAAUGGACACAGUGCAUUGAUAUACGGAGGUUUAUCACGUUUGGCGUUCUCAAGGGCUUUUUGCGGCGCUUGCACAGAUACCCAUACCUUGUUCACCCCAAUGAGGAUUACACCGCAGAAGUCGAGUCAGAAUGGCCGCGCAGGAAUACCGAGGUCAUCGCGCCGACGUCUGCACUGAGCGCCACGAUGCAUGCAGGUGCGCCUUCUGCGCGGAAUGCCGCAUCUUCCUGGCUUUGGUUUAUGGGCGAGACGCCGAAUGCAUCGAACACGCCGCUGGACGUGCCAUCCGGCGACUCUGCGCCGUUUAUGUCUGCAUUCCUACGCGGCGAAACGUAUGCACGUAGUGCUGCAAGAACUGCGCGCGGGCCGCGCCGCACUGCGCCGCACAGGCCAACUGCAACGGCAGUGGAUGUAGCAAAAAUUGCGUACGAUGCAGUUGGUGCGCGCGUCUCGCGGUCUGGUGCAUGUACACGCUCCAAAUGCGGCGAACGCGACGUGUCUGUGCCAGUGCCUACAGAUUUGCCCGCGCUCCUGGACGGCAUGCACUGCGACGACGAACUCUGCGUAAGGUUUAGCGUUAGCUGGAGCGAGCUGCUACUUAUGCUACAGUGGAUUGGAUCGCCAUUUGCCGUGCCGGAAAAGGGCCGGCUCGACGCUGGGGGCGAGCGCUCUCCGAUCUCUGGCUCCUGGACGCAGCGAAGCCGAGAAGGGAGCGCGUUUUCGGGGUACAGUGCACGUGCGCGCAACCUAGGUGGUGCACGGCCCUCCUUUUACGAUCAGGCCUUCCCCCCGCUUAGUACGCCAGCCAGCACGAGCGACCCCUUUGCAACGCGCGAUGUGCCGAGCCGCUUCGACAGUAUCAAGAGUCGGCUGCAGGUCAAGUACUACCCAAGCGCGUGGGCAUGUGCACGUGCUGUGGUACAUAAAGAAGGCGUGCGUGGCCUGUUCCGUGGUGUGACCAUUCCUGUGAUCACCAUUACUUUUGUGCGAACGUCGUCGUUUAGUAUCUAUACCCAAACGAAGCAAUGGUUGGGGCGCACAUUUGGGCCGCUUAAUGAACGUGAACUAUGGCGCACUGCGUUGUACGGCAGCAUCGGUGGUAUUACGAGCGGAUCCGUGAUCAGUUUUGCGUCCGCACCGUUUGAGCUGGUCAAGGUGCAGCGCCAACUCGAGUUCCUUAUCUACGCGCAGCGCCAGAAAUUUGCGCAACCAGGGCAGCCCAUACAGCCAUUUAAGGCGCAGACGGGAUUCCAAGCCGCGCUCGAUAUGUACCGCACGCACGGUGGACUGCGUGGCUUUUAUCUCGGGUUCCAAAUGCACAAUCUGCGCGAUAUGCUUGGCACCGCACUUUACUUUGGCAUUUACGAUACGCUGCGUGCAAUUGGAAACCGCAUGGAGGCACAGAAGCAAACGUUUGGGAUGCCGAGUCCGAUGUUUUCCUUCCUGAUCGGCUCCAGCGCUGGGAUUCUCUCUUGGCUCCUAGUGUAUCCCGUGGACCUGAUCAAGACACAGGUGCAGCGAGACGCACUGGCUGGUGUGCCGCGCACGAGUGCUAGGAAUGUGUUCAAAAAGCUCUUGCACAAUGGAUCGAGUACGGGCGCAACAGACAAGCACGCGUUCAAACUCUUUGGUGUUCCUGCGCACAAUUUCUUGCGCCUGUACCGCGGCUUGGGCAUUAGCGCAGUACGAAGCUUUAUUUCGCACGGCAUUACAUGGAUGAUUAUCGAGCACAUCUCGCGCGAGCUACGCAAGGUCGAGCCCUUGCAGGCCAAGUACAAUACAGAGGCAUUGGACUACCUGGACUAUCAAUAG